GGCCGCGUCCAGCUGUGAGCAGCUGGAGGCCGCGCUCCGGCAGAUGAGUGAGUGAGCGUCCGGGUACUGCGGGCGCGGGCUGCAGCCUCUGACCCUCGCCCUCUGGGCUGCACCCUGAGCUGCCACCCUCCCUCUCUCGUCGGUCCCGGUGCCGCUAGCUGACUCGCACUCCAGGAGUGUGCGAUCCACAGAGGCCACGCGGGUCGCAGAACUUGGGAUAGGGUCUGACACUGGGACUCCGCUAGAGUCCACAGUCACUUUAGUCCUGGGGGACCCUCAGUAUCUCUCUCCGGGAGGGCAGCCGGUCCUCACACCCUGCAUACAGAAUGGACCUCCCCGAAGUCGCCUUUCACUCCCUUGGGAUUCUUGAUUUAAAUUUGGAACAAGGCUUGGAUCGCUAGAAGUCUUUUCCCAUCCUGCUCUGGAUCUGGUACGACAGGUUGGUCUCUUCACCAUGAUUCCCUGCGGAGCGGUGCUGACUUUUGCGCGAUGUUUGAUCCGGAGAAAAAUCGUCACACUGGACAGUCUGGAAGAUUCCAAGCUCUGCCGCUGCUUAACUACCAUGGACCUCAUCGCCCUGGGAGUUGGAAGCACUCUUGGCGCUGGGGUUUAUGUCUUGGCUGGGGAAGUCGCCAAAGCAGAUUCUGGCCCCAGUAUCGUGGUGUCCUUCCUCAUCGCUGCCCUGGCCUCGGUGAUGGCCGGCCUUUGCUAUGCUGAAUUUGGGGCCCGGGUUCCCAAAACUGGAUCUGCUUAUCUGUACACUUACGUAACGGUUGGAGAACUGUGGGCCUUCAUCACUGGCUGGAAUCUCAUUCUGUCAUAUGUCAUAGGUACAUCCAGUGUUGCAAGAGCAUGGAGUGGCACCUUCGAUGAGCUUCUUAACAAACAGAUUGGUCAGUUUUUCAAGACAUACUUCAAAAUGAAUUACACCGGGCUGGCCGAGUAUCCAGACUUUUUUGCUGUGUGCCUUAUAUUACUUCUGGCAGGUCUGCUGUCUUUUGGAGUAAAGGAGUCUGCUUGGGUGAAUAAAUUCUUCACGGCUAUUAAUAUCCUGGUCCUCCUCUUUGUAAUGGUGGCCGGGUUUGUGAAAGGAAAUGUGGCUAACUGGAAGAUCAGUGAAGACUUUCUCAAAAAUAUAUCAGCCAGUGCCAGAGAACCACCUUCUGAAAAUGGAACAAGCAUCUAUGGGGCUGGUGGCUUUAUGCCCUAUGGCUUCACGGGAACCUUGGCUGGUGCUGCGACCUGCUUUUAUGCCUUUGUGGGCUUUGACUGCAUUGCAACGACUGGUGAAGAGGUCCGGAACCCCCAAAAAGCUAUCCCCAUUGGAAUAGUGACUUCCCUACUGGUUUGCUUUAUGGCUUAUUUUGGGGUUUCUGCAGCUUUAACGCUUAUGAUGCCUUACUACCUCCUGGAUGAGAAAAGCCCACUCCCUGUAGCGUUUGAAUACGUUGGAUGGGGUCCUGCCAAAUAUGUUGUUGCAGCAGGAUCCCUCUGCGCCUUGUCAACAAGUCUUCUUGGAUCCAUUUUCCCAAUGCCUCGUGUAAUCUAUGCUAUGGCGGAGGAUGGGUUGCUUUUCAAAUGUCUAGCUCAAAUCAAUUCCAAAACGAAGACACCAAUAAUUGCUACUUUGUCAUCGGGUGCUGUGGCAGCUGUGAUGGCUUUCCUUUUUGACCUGAAGGCUCUUGUGGACAUGAUGUCCAUUGGCACCCUCAUGGCCUACUCUCUGGUCGCAGCCUGUGUGCUCAUCCUCAGGUACCAACCUGGCUUGUGUUAUGAGCAGCCCAAAUACACCCCUGAGAAGGAAAUUCUGGACUCAUGUACCAGUGCGACUUCGAAAAGCGAGUCCCAGGUCACCAUGCUGCAAGGACAGGGCUUCAGCCUCCAGACCCUCUUCAACCCCUCUGCUCUGCCCACACGACAGUCGGCUUCCCUCGUGAGCUUUCUCGUGGGAUUCCUGGCCUUUCUCAUCUUGGGCAUGAGCAUCCUAACCACGUAUGGCGUCCAGGCCAUUGCCAGACUGGAAGCCUGGAGUCUGGCUCUCCUCGCCCUGUUUCUUGUCCUCUUCGCUGCCAUCAUUCUGACCAUUUGGAGGCAGCCACAGAAUCAGCAAAAAGUGGCCUUCAUGGUCCCGUUCUUACCCUUUCUGCCAGCCUUCAGCAUCCUGGUCAACAUUUACUUGAUGGUCCAGUUAAGUGCAGACACUUGGGUCAGAUUCAGCAUCUGGAUGGCGCUUGGCUUUCUGAUUUACUUCGCUUAUGGCAUUAGACACAGCUUGGAGGGUAACCCCAGGGAUGAAGAAGAUGAUGAAGAUGUCUAUGUAGACAACAUCAAUGCAGCAACAGAAGAGAAAGCUGCCAUGCAAGCAAACGACCAUCACCAAAGAAGCUUCAGUUUACCUUUCAUAUUCCACGAAAAGACAAGCGAAUGCUGAUGCUGACCACGGUCUGACCACACAUCACUUACAAGGAGUAAACUAUGGCAGGCCGUCACCAUCAUGCUGGGAUGUCAUGGGUUUGUUGCAGACAUGGUUCACCUAGCUUAUAAUUCCUCCUCCAGAUAGCCUCUCUUCAGAUGGUGAACUAUGUGUCUGGGGAAAGUGCCUGAGCACACUCCUCAUCAACAAGUACCCCAAAGUAAUGUAUGUUUGGGAAUGUGAGUGUUACAUGCUGUUGGUUUUUAUUACUGUGUGACAUUAUCCCAGCAUUGUAACGGGUGGCAUAUACUGCACAUACUAGUGUAGAGUGUAUUGCUGAAUAGAGGUGUAUUCUGUAUAUACCUAGGAGGUUAGGGAAAUAGUAAUGGUUUUCUCCUUGUUAGGCCUAUGGUUAUCAAUUUGGACUUGCCGAAAAUGCAGCCACGUGUCAUGAUGUUUAACAGUGGUCAGGGUCAAGGAGGAAAUAAGGAACGAGCGUUUUCUGUACAUUACAAUGCCCUGGUAGAGUUAUCACACACUUUCUUCUCCUACUUGCUAGAACAGUUUACUAAAACUUCAGCCAGGGGGGAAUAUUUGUUUCUUCUGUACGACAGGAUAGAGAAAGAAUCUGUGACACUAGAUGGCCACUCUUGUUUUCGAGAGCCUUGGUCCUUAAAUAUAACACUUCCACCUGCUGUAAGUGAUAUGCUCUCCCAACCCCAACCCCAUCAAGGACUCAGGAGGGCAAUUAGGGCCUACUCGGGACACUUUAAGCCAGAGAAUGAAUGUGGUCCCAUCCCACGGCUCAAGAACCAGAGAGCCAUAGACAAAGGUUCAGACAUGCUUUCUGUUUCUAAAAGUGAGUGAAGACAUGUCACACAUUUGGUAAAAUGGUUCAGGCUGUUUUCUGUUACUUAAUACCUAAUCACAGCUCAUCAUCUGUCACCUCAUCAAUCACAUAACUCACUCUUUUGCUCCUGAUAUUUUCUCGGGUCUAGAUGGAAAUGGACGUGAUAACAAAUUCUAUCUUUACAGUGUGCAAAAAAAGGAAAAGAUGAAAGAGUGUAGGAAAAUACCACUAGUCUAGUCUCACGGGGCAUUUGGGCUCUGAUGUUUCUUAUAGAAAUAUUUAGAGAUUCCUGCCCCCCCAGUUCCAUCAUUUAUCACUUUCUAUUUCAUUUGCCUUUAAAUGGCCACAUUAAGCCUAUUAACACAAGCUAUGAUAUUACACAGUUAACUCAUCAGUUACUUUCAGAACACAAUUAUUUAAAACUUUGAGUUCAAUAACCAAAUUGAGUUAAAAACACAGUGAUCUUUGUAUGUGAUUAAAUAAAUUUUUAUAUGUAAGAUUCUGUGAUUGCUACAUUUUACUUUAUAGGGUUCUCUGAUAGUAGAUUAUAAAUCUCCAAUCAGUCUUAUUCCUCAUGAGUUACUUUUGUAAAAGUAAUUAAUUGGUUUAUUAGGUAAAUCUAGAGACUGAACAUUUAACAUAGACAUGGCACUCCCAGGAGGCCAUUUGUUACCAAGAAUACUAAUUGCCCUGCAUAAUCCAAAGGCAAGGAAAACAGCUGCUUUCUCAUAAUUCUUCUAAGAGAUCAUUUAUUUUACUGAUCCUGUUUAAAAGCAAGUUGCAACCCUUUGUGUGGAAGUAGGAACUUAUUGUAAUUAACUAUCAAAUGAGCAGGCAAAGGUUCUGGGUUCCCAGCUACUGGGGAUGCCUCCCUAACCCAGGGCUUAGUACUGACAUUCCAAAGGUUCCAGGGUACACCCGGUAAAAUCUGAAGCCCAGACACUCUUUCAGACUGCUUGCUUUACUACAGGAGAAAAGUUGGCAAAGGGUAAAAUAGUUUGUGAAGGACUAGGCAUGAUCAGGAAUGCUUGCUGUCAUUAAUGACUACCCAGAGAGGGAGAAUCAGGGAUGAGCCCCUUGAUCGGUUAAAUAAUCCCAAGAGGUCAGCUUUAAACACUUGUAUAUACAAGCAAUACUAAAUGGACUCGGCAGACUGUGUACACACACUCAUGUGUGUGUAUGUGAAAAUAAUAAAGAGGUCAUAGAUUUGAUAGGGAGUGGGGGGAACUGGAGAGGGACAAGGAGGGUAGAAAUUAUCAGAACGAUAGACUCAUGUAAAAGAUGCUCAGAAGAAUUUUUAAUUUAAAGUGUAAAAAAGUCCUUACUGUUACAGCAGUGUCCUUCACACAGGAAAUGUGAACAACUUCAUACAUGAAUCUCGGAAUUUCCUACUGUAACAAAACCAGAUUUGCUUGGACCGUGACAGGCAACUAGGAGUGUUUUGGUGACUGUGUUCAGUUAGGAGCAGAAAUGUUCACGUCUAAACAUGGGGAAACACAGAUGCCUGUGAACAUGUUUUGUCAGAGACCAUGCUUUUCUUUUCUGUGAAGACCCAAAUGGACAAGCAUGUCUGUAUGUGUAUAAUGUUUAUAAACACAUUGGCAUAUGUAUGUAUGAUAUAUAUUUGUGUGUGUGUUUGUGGAGGGUGUUCGGUUAUCAUUGUGUAAGUAAGUUGGGUUUUUGAUGAACUUUGGAUGUGAUAUUGUCACAUAGAUUAAGAACACAAUUUUGGUGUGGAGAGAGAUUAAUGUUUUAUAUUGAUAGAUAUUUCAGAUUUUAAGCUAUUUUAAAAGAUACAAUUUUAUAUGUAUGUUUUCUAUAGAGAGAUUCUUUAAGACAUAUUUAUCAUGUUUCUAAUAUGAAAUCACUGAACUGUAGUAUAUUACGACAGGUGCUUUGGGAUCUGAAUGGAGUAGGAGUAGGAACCUUGGGAUGUUCUUGUUUAAUUGUUUCUGUAUUUACUGUUUCUGUAUGUGCUUGCCAGCAAACGCCAGUACUACCAGCCCUUUGCCAAGCCUCUGUCCUCCUAAACUUUGAGUUCAUGAUACUUUGAACAAACGUCUUAUUCUGGCUUAUAGGAACACCAAAAUAUUUUAUAUAGAUUUGACUAGUGAGCAGAUGAUCCAGAAUGUCACAUGUGGACACCUUUUAUUCAUCAUGGCGAGCAAAAGUAGUUUGUAGCGCUUUAUUUUCUCUUACACGAAGAACCGUGUUGCUGGUAUUCUCAGUGAGAUUCUCUCAUCACGGCACCUUAACUUCUUACUCUUUGCAAAGGAGGGUGAUCUGGGAAUUAGCACAUAAAGAUCACGCCAACCACAUUCUUCAAAGGGCAGUUAUGAAAGCUCAAGUUUAAGAACUCCUGAGAAAAACUUAACUAGAAACUGUGAGACCUGCUAAGCAAAAUAUUAUAUAUACAUACAUAUAUAUCAACAUUAAUAUGUAACGUCAACAUUGAAACUACUGUUGGUAUGUUAACUUUAGUAGUACCAACUGUAACUGAUUCAAAAAGACCAGCUUCUGAAUCAUCUUCCUAAGGAAUAAAAAGUUAGACAAUUUUAAUUUUUAUAAAGUAUUUCUUUUAGCCAGUUUUUCCCAAGCCCUGAAAGUUUGCAGGUAGUUACUUAAAAUGUUUUCUAAUAAAACACUGUGGUUUAAGACUGUUACCAAAUAAUUUUCUAAGUUUGUCUGAACAUUUAUCACAGGUGAAGAAAAGUAGUUGUCCUAUAGUGCUAAGGAUUCAGAAGAAUUCGGGCACCUUAUCUUCUCCCUUCUUUAUCAGGAGUGUGAGAGGUGUGUGUGUGUGUGUGUGUGUGUGUGUGUGUGUGUGUGUGUGUGUGUGUGUGUGUGUGUGGUGGCGGCUGUGUAAAACAGAAAAUUGGAGUGUAUCCCAAAUCUGCCACCCAGAUGAUGAAGUUGCACUAAAAUCCCAGCUCUUGCUUCUUUGCAACACACCUAGGGGAUUUCUCCAGAUACACUUCAAGUGAUAGUCCCCAAACUACAAUUUCAUCAGCACUUUAAAAGAUUGGGUUUAGAGCAUUAUUCAUGAAUGAUUCACAUCCACGUAGUGUGUAGGGGUUGGUGACAUGAGUGACGCUAACUGUUCUUUUUGCUAGUGCCAAAAUAGUGCCUUCUCUGUACAUUUUCUAUUUUUACAUAUCAAGGAAUAAUACUGAAAUUCAUGUAGUAAAUAAUGCCAUCGAAGGUCAUCUUAGCUGUAGAUGUGAAGAUAAAAUUGCUAGACUUUACUGUUUAACUGAUGUUCCCCUCCCCUUAUGUACUUAUAUUUAAAGAAUUUAAAAUAGCUUUUUGGGUUUUGAGAGGUCUGAUACUACUGUUGUAUUGCUGGUCUAGGUGUUGGCUUUUAUAGUAUUCAUGAUUGUUUAUAUUUACACAGAUUUGGUCUUAUUAGUUUCAGAUGUAUUCUGUUAUGGCAUAACCCAAUUUUAACACUACUGGCUAGGAGUUCUAUACUUGUCUGUUCUUAACCAUGGCCAUAGUCACUGCCCCGAUCUCUGGACUCUAAGCAGCCUUUCUGACCACUGAAAGCCCCAUAGAGAUUCCAGCUAGGAUCCCAGUGUGAUGCCACAUUCGGGCACCCUGCUGUAUGUGGGUAUCUGUUCCUACACCCUGGCGGUGUCUAGCAUAGUGAAGUAUAAGCUUCUAAAGAAUAAAGCUCACCUGGCAUCUUUAACUUCAGUUCCAAAUCUCUCAUCAGUGUGUUAAGGUGAAUAAGGACCAAGGAAUAUCUGUGACCGCUGGAGGGGGUGACUGUGUCUUGGAACUGGCAUGGUAUGGCCUGACCCUGCUGUGUCUCCUGCAGGUACACAACCUCGAGAUGAGAAAUGCAUGGCCCAGACCCUGUUAGUAGAAAGCCUUGUACUGCCAGCAGGGUAGCCUUCUGUACGCACACCUCAUUGAUGGGCCCCUCGUUUUUCAUGUCCACCAGCAGUGCCAAUCAUUUUAUUGCUUUAUCUUGUAAUCAUUAUAUUUAAUAGCGGUUGCGCACGGAGGCCUAAAACAACCCAGAACUUCUAUGUCUACAAAAUCCUACAAGUCCCCUGUUGUAAGUACUUGUGCAAAUGUAAAGACUUUUUGUUCAGUAGACAAUUUUGAUGUUUUUAAUUAUAAUUGCUGUUCCUUUUUACAUAUAAAGUCGGACUCUUUUUUUUUAGAAUUUGUAACAAAAACUAUUGCUGCUUUAACUGUUAUGUUAUGCUUUAUAAUGUAACCAUGUGUUUUUAAAUAAACUUUACUAUGACUUAUAA
Molecule: messenger RNA, 7528 nt
Organism: Mesocricetus auratus (golden hamster)
Lineage: Eukaryota; Metazoa; Chordata; Mammalia; Rodentia; Cricetidae
Gene: Slc7a2
Product: solute carrier family 7 member 2
Exons: 12
Coding region: 455-2431 (658 amino acids)
Biological process (GO): transmembrane transport; amino acid transport
Cellular component (GO): plasma membrane
Molecular function (GO): amino acid transmembrane transporter activity
Source: RefSeq, a predicted model, not a curated record